Anarrhichthys ocellatus (wolf-eel) is the source of this 2655-nucleotide messenger RNA. It is a transcript of the gene rffl, whose product is annotated as ring finger and FYVE-like domain containing E3 ubiquitin protein ligase. Lineage: Eukaryota; Metazoa; Chordata; Actinopteri; Perciformes; Anarhichadidae. The record is from RefSeq and is a predicted model, not a curated record. Gene Ontology annotation, biological process: negative regulation of extrinsic apoptotic signaling pathway via death domain receptors; protein K48-linked ubiquitination; proteasome-mediated ubiquitin-dependent protein catabolic process. The transcript has 7 exons. The coding region runs from base 142 to 1182 and encodes 346 amino acids. Gene Ontology annotation, cellular component: plasma membrane; cytoplasm. Gene Ontology annotation, molecular function: ubiquitin protein ligase activity.
GAUAUUAACAUGUAUUUAUGUCAGGAGGUAACAAAACAUACUUUUUACUUAUUUAAAUAACAGUUAUAGUAGUUUCAGAACUGGUUGUGUAUGAAGUAUUAAAUACUUCUUAAAGUGUGUAUUUGUGUGUAUUUUCCAGGCAUGUUUGCGUCCUGCUGUAACUGGUUGUGUCUAGACUCUGGUGCUGACGUAGAGCCCGUUGGAGACGAGCGACGUCAUCAGUCCUACACCAACUCAGGCUUCAACAGCCAGCCGUCCCCCCCCACACCCGAACUCACCUGUAAGGCCUGCGGGGGGCGCCUCGACACACCUGCUAAGAAGCAUGUCUGUGUGGACUGUAAGAAGGACUACUGCAGCCGUUGCUCCACCCAGCUGGAGCCCCGCCCCCGCCUCUGUCACACCUGUCAGCGUUUCUACGGCAACCUGCUGGAGCGGGCGGAGCUGAUGAAGCUGAAAGUGAAGGAGCUGAGAGACUACCUGCACCUGCAUGAGGUGUCCACCCACCUGUGCAGAGAGAAGGAGGAGCUGGUGGAGCUGGUCCUCGGGCAGCAGUCCUCCCCGUCCGACGAGUCCGCCCCCGAGACCCUGACCCCUGAUCCCCCCUCUGUGACCUCUGACCCCCCUGACCUCACCCCUCACAUCUCCACCUUGACCCUGGACUCCCCCGCCUCCACCCCCGAGCCCCCGGCCCCACAGCCUGAAGCCCCGCCCCCGCCUACAGAGACCGCCCCCGCCGAGCCCAACGUUCAGGACGAAGACCAGAACUCGGACCCGGGGGAGGUCCCGGUUUCGGGUCGCCGGGCCUCUCUGUCUGACCUGAGAUGUCUGGACGACAUCGAAGCGCUCAGCGUCCGACAGCUGAAGGAAAUCCUCGCCAGGAACUUUGUCAACUACAAAGGCUGCUGUGAGAAGUGGGAGCUGAUGGAGAGAGUGAGCCGGCUGUACCAGGACCAGCAGAACUUACUGGCCGCCAGCGCUGUGAACGCCUCUGAGUCCAGCGGUGUUGGUGGAUCUGCAGGUCCGGAGGAGAACCUCUGUAAGAUCUGUAUGGACUGUCCCAUCGACUGUGUCCUGCUAGAGUGUGGUCACAUGAUCACCUGCACCAAGUGCGGCAAAAGGAUGAGCGAGUGUCCCAUCUGCCGCCAGUACGUCGUCCGAGCCGUCCACGUCUUCCGGUCCUGAGCCAGCAACCCUGACCUGAACCCAGGAUGGUCAUCAAAGGAACAAACUGAAGGGACCGUCUACAGCUGUGUUUUAUUUUGGUGACUAUUUUUCUAGUGUAAAUAUGAAGACGAAUGUAAGAAGUAUCCUUAUGUUUGAACAUAAACACUAAAUGUACAGACCGACUCUUAAGAUUUUAACCUUUGAACUCGUGGCCCAGAGAGACUCUACCAAAGAGAAGCUUCACCUGGACAGGUGAGGAGGGUCCAAUGUCACCACGCGGCCUUUAACUCACUUAUUACAGCCUUUACUCUGUUUACACUGUAAAAAAUAACUCCAUGAAGUGAAGCUAAACCACUUUCCUCGCUGCUUCAGUGUAAUACAAUCUGCUUCAGACCAGCAGCCAAUCAGAGAAAAGACAUCAACGUGUUCAUUAAACUGCCUUAAACUCAGAUUACCAGCAGGAGAAUAACGUCUGACCUCCACACACACACAGUCUGAGCCCUGGCCCCAGCCUCAGGUGAUUGGUGCUGCACCUGUCAAUCAUAGCUUUUACCUUAAGACGUGCAGGUGAGCAGAAAGAUGUGAACGUUGGUUUAAUAGAAACAAAAGAGGACCCAGGACGCGUCCCUGAGGAACUCCAUGUGUUAUUAACAGACAGAACAAGAGGAUUCAGGCAUCUUUACCAGCAGACUGUCUCUGUGUUGUUGAACAGAAACUUUAUCAGUUAAACUCUUUGGUGUGAAGUUGACUUUGUGUCGUCGUAACUCUGAAUGCACUAAUCUGUUGAUGUUUGAACUUUUUCUUUAGUUGAUUUUGUUUUGUUGGGACAAAGAAGAGGAACUUGGUCCAGAGGGACAAUGCAGGAAAUAUUUUUGUUUUGUUUGUUCUUGUGAGAUCAUUAAGGUUUAUUUUUGUUGUGAAUAUGUUAGAUUAGUUUUUCUAAAAUGAUGGUUGGUAUUAACAGCCGUUCUUACUUUGGGAUCACACGUUCAUCUUCAAGUUUAACUUGUGGAGCAUUAGUUUCCCUGUACUUUGAUUCCUCAGCUACAACAUACGUACAUAACGCAAUAAUCACAGUUUUAUUUGAACUCUUCAGGUAUCUGUUAGCAUUGUUAGCUGUCCCUACUGAGACCAACACAGCUGGAAGCUAACGUGCUAGCAUCCGGUUGUUUCUCUCCUCGGUCCAGCAGGUCUGAGUGUUGAGGUUUGUUAAAAUAAAGCAGUUUCUACUUUCUUGAUUGUGUCAUUUGAAUAAUAGUUUGAGGAUCAAAGGGUUCUAACUUGUGACCCACUGGAGGGGUCCCAACCCACAGUUUGGGAACCACUGCCUUAGUCUCAGUGAGACAUGCUAACGCUGAACAUUCUGAUUUUAAUCACACUUCAGAUACUUCGUGAUGUUUUUAAAUCUGGUAAAAAAUGAAAUACUGUACAUUUGAAGAAGCUUUAGUUUUCUGAGUGAAUUUUUGUAAUAAAACCAAAUCUCCGGUUGUG